AAGAAACCUGUUGCACACGGAGAAAAAAAACCCAUGUACUUCUGAGUGCGUUCCUGUGGGCUCGCGUCCACAUUUUGGAGUGGUGAGACGGGUUCCUCCCUUAGACGGCAAGUUUCACCUGCGUAGGCAGCUGUUAGUCGUCGACAUGUACGGUUCAGGUUGAGUUGUCUGGAGAAGCGAAAUCAUUCGGCGAAAAACUGAAUAAACCGCACGCAAGAAGACGUCUCCUGAUCCCAACACUAUCGCUAUGAGUGAACUCUUCACAGGGAGGAACUACGGGUCCUCGUCCCCGGAGCUGAGACUUGUCCUCCUGGGGAACAUCGGGUGUGGGAAGACGUCCUCGGCCGACAACAUCCUGGGCCAGCUGUCCCCGGCCUCCCACGAUGCCUCCAGGAGCUGCCAGCUGCGAACGGGCAUUACCGAGGGCAGGAGCGUGACGGUGGUGGAGGCGCCGAGAUGGUACUGGAGCGGCGGCAAGAUGGAGGAGGGCGUGAGGAAGGAGACGCAGCGAGUGAUGACGCUGGUUGCACCCGGCCCACACGCCAUUCUUCUGCUGGUGCCUGUUAACCAAUUCACAGAGAUGGACAGUCUUGUUCCGGCAGAGCUGGAGGACGUGUUUGGGGAGGAUGCCCUGUCCCACACGAUAGUCCUGUUGACCUGUGGGGACUACUUGAUGGGAAAAACCGUGGAGGAAUACCUGCAAAAAGAACACCAGGGCCUGAGGCAGGUGGUUGAGCGCUGCGGUGGGAGGUACCAUGUCUUCAAUAAUCGCCAGAGACAGAACAAGCAGGUCUGCGAGCUGCUCGGAAAGGUGGAUGAUAUGGUGUCGAAAAAUGGUGUUUUCUAUAUGAAAACAGUCCAUGAGAGAGAGCUGGAACAACGGGUUAAAGACAGAAAGCGAGAACUUCUGGAAAGUUACAGAGCUCAAAAGGAGGAGAGAAAAGAAGCUGCUGCUUCAGCGCAUUUCCCAAAGCCAGAAACACUGAGGAGUCUGGAGGACACCACCGACAGUGUGGCCGUGAGUCAAAGAUCUAACGGGCUCCACUCAGCUCCAGCGCCACAACAACAGUCACCUUUAGAGCCGCACAAUGACAGGCGGGCCAUCAGUACGCCCAGUUUCAGACUAAACACAGAUGGCGCUAUACUCUCUCAAAUGUCUGAGGUUAAGUCGACCCCAAAACUGGUCACAACUUUUCACCAGAGAAUAAACAGUGUUGAAGAGCGAUCUCCCGAGGCGUCUCCUAUCUCCUCUCCUCAUUCGCUCGCCUUUUCCUCCUCGCCGACCUCCACCACCUCUCCGGUCUCGCUCCCCUCACCCGUCCCUCCUUUGCCAUUCCUCGCAUCAACCUCGCCUUUAUCCCCCACGGAGCUGCGUCUGGUGCUGCUCGGGCGAUCGGGAGCUGGGAAAAGUGCAGCUGGCAACAACAUACUGGGGCGGAAGGAGUUUGAGUCCUGCCCCGACAGCCUCACAGCCAUCACUCAGGCCUGUGAGAAAAAGAAAGCGCUGGUCAACGGAAGACAGGUGGCGGUGGUGGAUACGCCAGACUGGUUCAAUUCAGAGCAAACUCCAGAAGAGGUGCGAGCUCAGAUCUCGUCCUGUGUGGCGUUGUCCAGUCCUGGUCCACACGCCUUCCUCCUGUGCGUCCCCUUGGAUCAGCCUGCAAAGACCGAGCUGGGCUCCCUCAAGGCCCUCGAGACCGUCUUCGGCCCCGACGCGGUGCAGAGGCACACUCUCCCGCUCUUCACUUAUGCAGAUAAACUGAGGGAGAGCGAGAAGGUGGGGAAAGACGGCGUGGAGGCGUACAUCGCUAGUCAGCGGGGGGAUUUGUUAAAGAUCGUGGAGAAAUGCCGAGACAGGUUCCACGUAAUGGAGCAAGGAGGGGACGGGGGGAAGCGAAGGAACGUGGAAGAGCUGCUGGAGAAAGUUGAGCAGAUGGUGAAGGAAGCUGGAGGAGGGUGCUACUCCCACCCUGCUUUUCAUGAGGCGGAGAAUAUACUGAGGCAGAGACAGCUAGAGAUAGCAAGGGAGAGACUGGGCGAGAGACCAGAGCAAGACCGGCCGAUCGGCUCCGAGAGGCGAGGGCAAUAUCCCUUCAUGCAGCCAGUGGCUGAGGCAGAAGAGGAAGUGAGAGAGGAGGAUAUUGAGCAAACAAGGGAUGAGGCGGAGAUGAGCAUGAGGACGAUGCAUAUCGAGAGCCUCCCUCCCAUUACGCGUUCCACCAUGUCCCCUUCACUUCUGAGCUCCGUUAUGGAGAAAAUGCAGACAACCGCAAAGAUGCUUCCCAAACUGUUGGCGGAUAGCUCCGAGUGGGCCGGCGAGGGAGCAAAGAAGGUGAAGGGUAGUGGUGUGUGGGGGAAAGUGGGCAGCGGAGCACAAAACGUCCACCAGAAGCUGCUCGAUAGUCCUGUUUGGGGGAAAGUGGGAGCUGGUGCCGGACAUGUGUCCAAACUAGUAGGAGGUAGAGUUCCCAAGGUAGUGGUGGACGGCUCAGCUUGGGUGGGAUCUGGAGCAAAGUCAGUAGCCGCUAGUCCGAUGUGGGGCAAAGUCGGCUCGGGUGCCACAGUAGUGGCGGACAGGUCCAUGCGCGUCGGCGCCGGCAUCGGAGCCGGGGCGAAGAAUUUGGCGCAGAGUCCCGUGUGGGGAAAAGUGGGCUCCCAGGCCAAAAGUGGAGCUAAGCUGAUGGCUGAAAGCUCCGUGCGAGUUGGAGCCGGGAUCAGUGCCGGUGCAAAGAAGGUGGCAGAGAGUCCAGUGUGGGGGAAAGUGGGCUCCGGAGCCAGAGCAGGGGCCAAAAGGGUGGCGGAGAGCCCGGCGUGGGAGAAAAUCGUGACUACUGCUAAACAGGUGCCAAUGGUAGUUAUAGGGGGCGCACUGCUGGGUCUGGUGCUCGGCGUGGUGCUGGCAGGGGUGAUCGGCGGAGCUGUCGGGGCAGCUGCUGGGUCUGUGGUAACCGAAGUGGGCAGACGGAAAUUCAGAAAGGGAAGCACGUUAGAAAAGACGGAUGAAGCGGCAAGAAAUGUGGAGAGAACGGCGAACGACAGCAUAGACUCUCUGUUAAAAAAAGGAGAAAAAGUAUUGAAGACUGAAUGAACAGCUGAAUACGUCAUGUAUUUAAAGUGUUUAACAAAUGUUGACAAAAUGUGUUUCCUUGUUUCUAUUCAAUUAUUUUGUUAAGUUUCAUUUCAACAGAAAAUUAAUGAGAAUUAUUUUUUACUAACACGAGAAUUUGUUCUAGCCAUAUUUUGAUUUCACUAAAUUAACUUGCUAAACUUGGCUCAUUUGUUAACGAAUAACAUUUGUCUCGUAUAUUAGAUGUUGUAAAAUCCAUGCUGUAAUGCAAUUCUUUUCAAACUUGAUCUGUCAUUUAAACAUCUGUAUUGGACAUAUACAUUCAGCAGCUCCUCCAAUACUGUGCUUCUUUUACUUAUAUUUUACAAAACAUACAAUGAUUAUGUGUCUUUGUCUUAAGUGAUGCAAAUAUAAUACAAUUUAACUUAAAAAAA
Gasterosteus aculeatus aculeatus (three-spined stickleback) is the source of this 3501-nucleotide messenger RNA. RefSeq lists its product as uncharacterized. NCBI's taxonomy places the organism in Eukaryota, Metazoa, Chordata, Actinopteri, Perciformes, Gasterosteidae. The record is from RefSeq and is a predicted model, not a curated record. Gene Ontology annotation, molecular function: GTP binding.